AGCAAAAUGGUUAGAUGUUGCUCGGUGCACCGGUUCUAGCCUUGACCACGGACAGGGGCAGAACCGCGAAUACUGACGGUCAUCAGCCCCAUGUGGCUUUUUUUCCAAGGGAUCCCGGCUCGGAGACGAUCUAUAAAAGCGAUGCGACCGAGAGCUCACUCACACGCAAUCGAAGACAUCGGUUUAAGAUGAUCUACAAAACGCUUAUAUUUAGUUGCGCCAUCUGGAUUGCCAGGGCGGCAACACUUGAAUCGAAAGACGAAGCGUCGACAGCCCAACCCCUGCCCCAAACACAGCCCCUUCUGCCAGAAUCUCCGCCGUUGCCAAACCCCAUUCAAACGGAGCCCGAGGAACCGAAGCCCCAGCCCGUUCCCAAAUUUCAAUCGGACACCAUCGACCGAAAGGAUGUGGACCAGCCCGUAAAUCAGGACUUGGUUCCCGGAGCUAAUCCCGAAGUGAAUCCCGAGAAACCAUCGGACUUGGACACUGCCAACACGUACUGGGGCGGAUAUUACAGGAGACCUUACUACGGUUACGGAGGCGGUUGGAGGCGAGGUUGGGGUGGAUACGGCGGAUACGGAGGAUACGGAGGUUACGGAGGCUGGGGCGGCGGAUGGGGCGGUUACGGAUACGGUAGAGGACUCGGCGGAGGCUGGAGAAGUUGGUACUGGUAAACCGAAGACUUUGAGGACAUCAACAACGAAUUAGAUUAGCAUUUAGUAGGCGAUACCCACGGUGGUGCCAAGCAGGGAAGUGCGAAUUGAGCUGUAGAAAUUUGCGAAGUAUUUCCGGCAUACAAUACGGACUUCUCUGCUCGUAAUGUAAAACUUACUAUGCCAGUAGGGUAUAUUAAUGUUGGAAUUGCACUGUUUUAUUUAUGUAGCGUUAAUUUAAGUCAGGACAAAUUUCUAACCACAAUAAAUAUUUUAAGAUUU
Molecule: messenger RNA, 935 nt
Organism: Aethina tumida (small hive beetle)
Lineage: Eukaryota; Metazoa; Arthropoda; Insecta; Coleoptera; Nitidulidae
Exons: 2
Coding region: 15-674 (219 amino acids)
Source: RefSeq, a predicted model, not a curated record